Musa acuminata AAA Group (dessert banana) is the source of this 2744-nucleotide messenger RNA. RefSeq names its product protein WVD2-like 7. The record is from RefSeq and is a predicted model, not a curated record. Lineage: Eukaryota; Viridiplantae; Streptophyta; Magnoliopsida; Zingiberales; Musaceae. The transcript is spliced from 8 exons. Bases 227 to 1708 code for a protein of 493 amino acids.
UGUUAUUAGCUCUCCAGUCCAUGGACGAGCUCGCUUAACGCUCUUCAUUCCACUUCGCUCUCCUCAUUAUCUCUCCUGCUUCCUCUCUUCUGGUGGCAGACUGCGUGGAUCUCUCCUCCCUGGCUCGGAUCCAAGUGCUCUUCGUCGGAUCACACCCUACGUCUCCAAGAAGUUGUGCAACUUCCAUGGUUAGGUGUGCAACUUCUUCAACUUGACAAGUAAUCAAAUGGCAACUGAUGUUGAUCAAGCCUACCGAGAUUGGUCACAGGUGGAAUUGCCUGAAGGAGAUGAGUCUCAUGAACCCUCAGUGUCUCAAAUGCUUGAACACGGUUCCAUUUCUUUUGGAAGAUUUCCAAUUGAAUCAUUGUCAUGGGAAAGGAAGUCAGUGUUUGUUCACAACAGGUGUCAGGAGGAGCUGGAGAAGUUCAAUGGGUUAGUUGCCAAAAAGAAGGCAUAUUUUGAAGAGCGCUAUAGAAGGAUUCGAGCUAUGAAGGCUCAACAGAAUGCCCAACAGAAUCAACAAACAGAACUCACAUUGGAUUAUAGUGGUGAUGGCAGUAUUUCUAGCCAAAGUGGAGAAGAAGAUGGAUCAGCUUCACUAGAUGAAAGUGCCAGAGAUGCCGCAGCAAACACUGGUCAAUCUUCAGAAGAAGUGAAACCUGGUCCAAGCUUUGAACAGGAAAUUAACUGGAAUAGACCUCAACAAGGAUGCUUGGAUCCAGAAUCCAUAUUUCAAAAUCCUACUUCUUCAAGAGGAAUUUUGCAAGAAACUGAGCCAGAUAAAACCUCUAUUGACACUGUGCUGGUGCAACCAUUGGAAACAGAAUCCUCAUUGCCACUUACAGGAGAUGUGGAGAUUGUGUCAAAUUGUAGCAGCAAUCUUGACAAUGAAGAGACCUUGCAGAAACAUAAGAACCUCGUGUCAAAUUUUGAGUCUAGAAGUGUUAUACAAGAGACAGCAUCUGGUGCUACCAAAACAAAGUCUUGUCAGUUGCAGUCAAGGAAAUAUUUGGAUAAUAAAUCACUUCCUAAUGUUAAGGAUCCUGCUGCAGUUAGACAUGGUCAAAAUGUGAUGGGGGAAACUAAGUUAAAUGUGGUUCGGCCAUCAAAGGUACUAAAAAAUCCAUCACAAAAGACGGCCAAUCGAACUCAAUGCAAGAGUACAGCUAGUAGAAUAGAAAGCAAUGCUAGGACUGCCAUGAUUGCUUCAAAAGCACCACUUACAGAAGCCUGCUCUAAUAUCACCAGCCCAGGUCCAUUUACUCUUGUAAUGGAAAGAAGAGCAAACAGUAGAGGAAGUGCAGCAAAGCUGGACCCUGGAAGUUUAAACAAGUCAGCAUCAUCACUAAGUCAUGCUAAGGGUGGUUUAAGUGGACAGAAUAUGUUGAGGAAAAUGUCUGCAACCAGUGAAAUAACUAGCAGAAGAGGAGCAGAAAUUAAAAGGGACUUAAAAGAAGUAAAAAAGAAGCCUUUGGCUGUGGACAGUCGGUAUGCAAGCUCCAAAAUAACUGAGUCACAUGUUGGGCCACCCAAGUCAAGGUCUGUUAACCUUCCUGCUAUGAACAAAUCAACAUGUAAUGGUGGAACGGAGCACAAAAUUGCAACUGCCAAAGGAACCAAUGAAAAUGAGGAUAUCUCCUGUGGUUUCUGGGUCCAUCUAGCUUUAGCAAUAAAGAGUGGUGGGACUCUGGAUUAUCCAGUAGCAUGAUGGGAGCUAUAAACCAGAUGGCUAUGCAAAUGGUCAGUAUUUAAUAGUCAAUAUGCAGUUAAAUAGAUGAUUGCAUGUCAAAUGUGAAUGGUGAUGCAAGAUUGUGAGAGAAUCACAGGGUAACUUUGGAGUCUUGUGAGUGGUGUCAAUUGCUCGAGUAAAGGAAAAAAAAUUAGUAAAUGCUUAUAUUGGUAUUGUAAGUAUUUGAUUAUAAUUAUAUUAAAUUACCAUAUUGAUGCAUGCCUUAAUCUGCUCGGAUAUAAGUAUUUUGGAGUUGUUCUAUGCCCUGCACCUACGAUAUCUGCUAUGUGGCUUGGAUAUUCAUUUCUUUUGUACUGGAAUAUGGAUAGGGAAAAGGCUUGCAGAAAUUCCUUAACAAGUAAUUUGUUGCGUAUUUUUGUUUUGGUUCCUAUUUACUUUUUUCUGCUCUUGAUCAUGACUGUUAACACUGUAAGAAUCUUGAAAUAGUAGUUCUGUUUCAAUAUCUGCUUCAAGUUAUUCUUCGUAUUAAAAUGGAAGUGUCUACAGGUUUAAAACGUACAUCAACAUGCUCAAGUCCUUUCCUGUGGAGUACUAACUUUUGCUGUGAUUCCAGUGGGAUAAAACAUUUCAUUGUCCACAUGUCUAGAGACAUUGCAUAUAUGCAAGAUAUUUAAUAAAUGCAUUCUGCCAGCCGGCAUGGAGGGCCUACUGGCCAAAAUGGCACUGUGAUACGCAGCCAUGUCCUGUGCCAUAAAGUGACUCACUAUUUAUGAGCAUGUUAAAGUGAUAGCACUUACAUGUACUGUGCCAUGAAGUGGCAAUUAUUGUUUGUGAGCAUGUUAAAAUAAUAGGAUUGCCAUGUACCAUGUCAUGAAGUGACAAUCACUAUUUGUGAGCAUGUUAAGAUGCUCAACAUUUCACUGGAAACUUGUAACCAAACUUAAGUGCUUUUAAGAGUAUAAUAAUUGAAGCCUUUGGAAGUGAACUUUUCAUAAAACAUGCAUUUCUUUUACAUAAUGUACAAAUCGAUUAUGAUGAAUCUCAUUGAAAUAUC